Molecule: messenger RNA, 3215 nt
Organism: Arabidopsis arenosa
Lineage: Eukaryota; Viridiplantae; Streptophyta; Magnoliopsida; Brassicales; Brassicaceae
Source: the annotation of a GenBank genome assembly
CCACAUUUCCGAGAGAGAGAGAAAAUAUCUCUUGCCCUCUCCUCUUUUUUCUUCUGAAUAUUCUGGGUAAUAUUUUUUUGGUUCUCGGUUUCUCCGACUCUUUCCACUUGAACCUAGCUUAAGAGAGAAAAUCAAAGAGGGAGAAAAAAUGAGUAGAGGUGGAGAAAUGGAAGAGAGACUGCUAAAUGGGUCAGAGACAGAACAAAGGAGAGAGAGUCUCUACCUGAGAAAAAAGAUUUGGAGUGAAGUUAGGAAGAUGUGGAGAAUUGCUUUACCAUCAACUUUGUUUAGAGUGAUGUCGUUUGGAUGCGUAGUGAUGGCUCAAGCCUUCAUUGGCCACUCAAGUGAAACGGGUCUCGCUGCUUAUGCUCUCCUUCAAAGUACUUUCAUUCGCUUCAUCUACGGUAUUAUGGCAGGUAUGUCAAGUGCGACAGAGACGUUAUGUGGACAAGCAUACGGAGCACAACAAUACCACAUGAUGGGGAUAUACUUACAACGUUCUUGGAUAGUAGACACCUUUAUAGCCACUCUCUUCGUCCCUUUCAUCGUCUUCGCGGGUCCCAUUCUUCGGUUAUUAGGCCAAAACGUUGUGAUCACCGAGACAGUAGACGAGAUCUACCCAUGGGUCAUCCCUUAUCUCUACAGCCUCGUGUUCACCAUGACAAUGCAAAUGUACCUCCAAGCGCAGAUGAGAAACGCCAUCAUUGGCAUUGUCUCGACCCUAGCCUUGGUCUUGGACAUUGCGGCCACGUGGUGGUGCGUGAGCGUGAUGGGGAUGGGGAUCCAUGGUGCGCUUCUAGGGCUUAAUAUAAGCUCAUGGUCCGUGGUGAUAGCCGAGUUUGUAUAUGUGUUUGGAGGGUGGUGCCCGCAUACUUGGACCGGCUUUAGCACUGCUGCUUUUGUUGAUCUUAUUCCCAUGCUCAAGUUAUCCAUUUCCUCCGGCUUCAUGCUCUGCUUAGAGUACUGGUAUAUGAGCAUCAUCGUCUUGAUGUCUGGAUAUGCAAAAGAUGCGAAUAUCGCAAUUUCAGCUUUCUCCAUAUGCCAAUAUAUCUACACGUGGGAGAUGAACAUUUGCUUUGGCUUGUUGGGUGCAGCAUGUGUACGAGUGGCGAAUGAAUUGGGAAAAGGCGAUGCGGAUGCUGUGAGAUUCUCGAUAAAAGUGGUGCUUGUGGUCUCAGCGGUGAUCGGUGUGAUAUGUUCCGCUCUUUGCCUAGCGUUUGGCGGUCAGAUUUCGUAUUUGUUCUCCGAUAGCCCUGCAGUUUCGGAUGCAGUCUCUGAUCUCUCCCUCGUCCUUAGCAUAUCUAUACUCUUCAACAUCAUCCAGCCCAUUCUCUCUGGGGUAGCAAUUGGAGCAGGGAUGCAGAGUAUGGUAGCAUUUGUGAACUUAGCAUCAUAUUAUGCAAUUGGUGUUCCUUUGGGUGUCCUCCUUAUAUACGUUUUCAAUUUUGGUAUUAAGGGACUCUGGUCUGGAAUGUUGGCUGGAGUUGGUGUACAAACGUUGAUAUUGUGUUAUGUUAUUUACAAAACUGACUGGGAAUUGGAGGUUAAGAAGACAAACGAGCGAAUGAAAACGUGGACUCUAAAUUUACCUGCUUUACAAUCGACUACUAGAGAUGAAGAGAGGAACCUUCCUUCAGGUUUGGUGGGCUCGAAUACUCAGGAAAUGAAAGGGGCAAGUAGUGUUAAGAAGAAAACCCAGUUGUUGAACGAAGCUGGUGAGGCGGAUACGGUAAUGGAAACUGUCGGAGAAAGCCGGAAAAUUAGUGGAGACGGUGGGUUUUUCGGUGACGACGGCGAAGGAGGAGGUGGAGAGUUGAUUCUUCGCGAGAUGGGUGAUGAUAGGCGUACGGAGGAUGAAGAAGAAGAAGAGGAUGAGGAUGAAGACGAUGGAGGAGAUGAGGAAGAUGAAGAAGGAGAAGGAGAAGGAAAAGGAGGGCAAGAGGAAAGGCCAAAGCUUGAUGAAGGGUUUUACGAAAUUGAAGCUAUUCGUCGUAAGAGAGUUCGAAAAGGCAAGGUUCAGUAUCUAAUUAAAUGUUAUAAACUCGGUUGUGAAAGGCGCGGGUGGCCCGAAACUGCCAACACAUGGGAGCCUUUAGAGAAUCUCCAGUCUAUUGCUGAUGUUAUUGAUGCAUUUGAAGGAAGUUUGAAGCCGGGAAAGCCUGGUAGGAAACGGAAGCGCAAAUAUGCAGGUCCUCAUUCUCAGAUGAAGAAGAAGCAACGUUUAACAUCUACAUCACAUGAUGCUGCUGAGAAAUCUGACUCUUCUAUGUCUCUCAACAACUCAAGCCUUCCUGACAUUCCUGAUCCACUAGACCUUAGCGGUUCGAGUCUACUAAAAGGAGAUGGGGAAGCUAAGAAUGCUUACGUAUCCAACCAAGUUGAAGCUAACAGCGGGAGUGUUGGGAUGGUUCGACAACUUCGUUUAAUUGAAGAUGAGAAAGAAUAUGAUCCAACACUUAACGAGCUAAGGGGACCAGUCAAUAAUGGUAACGGUGCAGGAUGUUCUCAAAGAGGAGGCAUUGGUUCUGAAGGUGAUAAUGUAAGACCCAAUGGCCUUCUCAAGGUUUAUCCUAAGGAGCUUGAUAAGAACAGUCGUUUCAUAGGUGCUAAGCGGAGGAAGUCUGGUUCUGUGAAAAGAUUCAAACAAGAUGGAUCCACAAGUAACAACCACACAGCACCUACAGAUCAGAAUUUGACACCAGAUUUGACUACAUUAGACUCUUUUGGUAGGAUUGCAAGGAUGGGGAAUGAAUAUCCUGGUGUGAUGGAAAAUAAUAAUUUGUCUCAGAAAACCAAGAUUGAGGAGUUGGACAUCACAAAGAUACUUAAACCGAUGAGCUUUUCAGCAUCUGUAUCAGACAAUGUCCAGGAUGUGUUGGUGACCUUUUUAGCGCUGAGGUCUGAUGGGAAGGAAGUGAUGGUGGACAACAGAUUUCUCAAGGCUCACAAUCCCCAUCUGCUGAUUGAAUUCUAUGAGCAACAUCUCAAGUACAAUCGCACGCCUUAAAUCAUCCCGGAAGGUAAGAAUUUGUUUGUACACAGCACUUGUAGGUAGAAAAAGAUUAGAUGGCUUCUUUAUUCUAGCAGCGCAACAUGUAGAGUCGAGGUAGCGGCAAGUGUUUUUUUUGUAUCGCGUCUGCGGGAGGUUUCAGAUUGUAAUUUAUCUCCUCGGGUUCGUUAUGUUCUCUCUAUCAUAGUAAAUCUUGUCACUUGGA